CUGACGCGUUAGUCGGAGUCGCUGACUGGUGGUGGCUGGAAAGCUGGAUGUUAGGUCGCCUUCGCUUCUUUCGAUGACAUUUCCACCAAGGCUGAAGACAGACUGAAGAUAGACUGAAGGAAGAGUAAAAUAGUGAAGACAGGCUGGAACUAAGGACAGAAAGGUGAAGACAGACUAAAAACAGACUGAAGGAAGAAGAAAGACUAAGAGAAGACUGAAGCGAGUGAAUACAGGCUAGAACUAGAGAAAAGACUGAAGACAAAGAGAAGAUAGAGAGAGAAGACUGAAGAUAUAGUGAGGACAGGAUGGCAGACUGCAGUGGUGAUGGUGGUGAUGUUUUGCAGUUUUGUGGUGUCCUGCCUCUUCUAACAUUCUCUCAGGCUAAACUUUCACCAGAGGAAGUGACGUCCUCUGGCUGUCUGCCUCCUGCUGUUAACCACGAUGAGAUAGACACAGUGGAGGAGGUGAAGGUAGUGAGAGAGGAGCCACCCCCCUCCCAGGCCUUGAGUCAAGCUGAGGCACUCCUGCAGAAGGCCAGGGGUCAGAGGAGCAGCCUGGAGAAGGAGCUGGGCCAGAUCAACACACAGCUGGCAAACAUCAUGAACUCCAAUGAAGAACUGAGGGAAGAGGUGAGGAGGGCAGAGAAGGCACUGAAAGAGGUCAUCUUAGGUCAGCCACAGCUCCUGGAGAGACAGAGACUCAGAGCUGAUGACCUGGUGAAGGAAAUUGACAAGUUCCGAAAGGGUGAGCUGGUGGUGCUGGAGGAGGAGGUGUGUAAACUGCAGAAGGCACAGCGAGAUGUCCUUAAGGAGCUCACCACCCACUCCAAGCUGUGUGAGGCGCUCCUGCAGUGUCUGAAGGCCAAGGAGCAACAAGUGCAUAGGGAGGUGUGGAAGCUGGAGGACUCUGCCACACUGUUGGAGGGGAAGGGGGCGCUGUGGAGGCAGUGUGAGGCGGCCACCAGGAAGGCAGGUGAGGAGGGCAGGGGGAGGCACCAGCAGGCAUUGGCAGUCCUGGAGGUGGUGACUCAGGGCUUUAUGCAGGUCACCAGGAGGGCUGAGGGGGUGUGUGUGUCCCUAGCGCCUCACCACACUCCCUCCCAUCACCACUCCUCUCCCUCACAUACUCCUCCUCUCACUUCCUCGCCUUCUUGA
This is a messenger RNA of Portunus trituberculatus (swimming crab), 1154 nucleotides long. RefSeq lists its product as uncharacterized. The transcript has 8 exons. NCBI's taxonomy places the organism in Eukaryota, Metazoa, Arthropoda, Malacostraca, Decapoda, Portunidae. Bases 306 to 1154 code for a protein of 282 amino acids. The record is from RefSeq and is a predicted model, not a curated record.